Messenger RNA from Protopolystoma xenopodis, 519 nucleotides. The record is from the annotation of a GenBank genome assembly. NCBI's taxonomy places the organism in Eukaryota, Metazoa, Platyhelminthes, Monogenea, Polystomatidea, Polystomatidae.
AUGCUCAUUAAUUUUAAAGGCUACAUCGGGGAUGUGUGCGAGGUGAAUGCUAACGACUGUGAGGAUGUGAUCUGUCCCAAUGGAGGUAGCUGCAUCGAUGAAAUAAAUGGCUACACAUGUCUGUGCCCUACUGGAUUCCAAGGCCCUAAUUGCACAGAGCUCCUGACGUCAACAAUGGCCCUCCCUUUUUCUACACCAUUAGACGUCUCAGGGCUGAUGGAGCCUCAAAUUUCCCCUGCUCAAUUUUCUACCCCCAUUUCCCCGACGAACGCAACCUCCUCAUCUUUUUCUACAAGUGGCACCAUUAGCUCCUCUCCGUUACUAGCGCCAGAUGACUGCCGGUCGGCUCAAUUAGGAUGUCACAAUGGAGGCAACUGUCGAUCCAUACACGAACUUCACUCAACUUCAGAUCCUCGCCUCAGGAGACAGAAGCAGACUUUUGAGGAACCGGAGGGACUUUAUCGAUGCUAUUGUCGGACAGGAUAUUCGGGAGAGUAUUGUGAGAAGGGAGUAAGUUGA